AUGAUUUCCACAAACAUACAGUCCCUUGCAUAUAGAGACGUUGCCACGUUCCAGGUUGGUUCCAAAUCACAAUCAGCGGCACAAACUUUAAUUCCCUUGAUCCAACACCAUGAAACAGCUACAUUGCAAUCAUUGGUGCCUUAUAAAAUGUCGAUCGCUACCAUUUGCCUUGCCCCUGUGGGAACCAUCUUCGAGAAGCUUGACUUUAUUGCCUCGGCAGGUUUCCAGGGUGUGGAAAUCAUGGUUCCUGACCUCGAGCAAGCGACCCCGGCAGAAAUCUACCGGAAAUGCCAAACACUUAACUUGGAGAUUACCAUCUGGCAGCCCUUUAGAGACUUCGAAGGGCAGCCAACAGAAGAACGUUUCCAGGCCAAGAUCACCGAUUUCAGUGCUACCUUGGACAUUAUGGAUGAGCUCCACACUGACCUUGUUCUUUUAUGCACCAACGGUCAAGCCGAUGCGGUGUAUGAUUUUAAUACCUAUGUCCUGCAACUCCGUCUUGCUGCCGAUAUGGCUGCCAAGCGUGGUAAGAGAAUCGCCUACGAAGCCUUGUGCUGGGGAACCCAUAUAUUCACCUUGCAGCAUCUCUGGGAUAUCAUCAAGGCGGUUGACCGUCCGAACUUCGGGAUCUGUCUUGAUUCCUUCCACAUAUUUUCGCGUAAGUGUGAUAUUGAGUGUUGCGACGAGAUGAACGAGAAGAUCUUCUUUGUCCAGUUGUGUGAUGCUCCGAUUUUAGCUAUCCCAGAAUACCUCAGAUACUCCAGAAACUACCGCACCAUGCCCUGCCAAGGGGACUUCCCCAACCUUACUCUUCUCCACAAAAUAUACAGUAAGGGUUACAACGGAUACUUGUCCCUUGAGGUAUUUAACGAGGCCCUGAGAAACUCCGGGGACAACAAGGCCAUUGCCGACGAUGCUCUUCGCGGGUUAUUGCUCUUGCAAGCCGAGUACAUGUCGCUAUACCACUCUGAGACAUACUUCCCAGAUCCAGUGUCAGUUAAGGGCCUUGAAAUCGAAGGAUCUGUGGUUUCUGUGGCCCAGACCUCCAGCUUGGAGGAGCUAGCAACUCACAAUUUUAUAGUUGCUGACAGUGAAGCCGUUUCCGCAAGACUACAGUUGUUGGCUUACGCUAACCACGCUAUCCAUUUGAGCGAAGGUUCUGAAAAUCAUCUUUUGAAAAGGUUGAAUAUCACUUGCGAAUCUCGGUUCGAGUUCAAUCGUAUGAUUUUGUACCUACGCGGUGUCUUUGGGUUCGACGUGCUUCAACGGGAUGCAUGUAAUAUUUACAACAACUUUGGGUUGCCGUACAGUUUGAGUUUCGGGGCCAAGAAGAGAGAUAAUGAUGGGUUGGUGAUCAACAUCAGCACAGAUUGCGCCUUGGGUGGAUACAAGAUCUAG
Molecule: messenger RNA, 1398 nt
Organism: Babjeviella inositovora NRRL Y-12698
Lineage: Eukaryota; Fungi; Ascomycota; Pichiomycetes; Serinales
Product: sugar phosphate isomerase/epimerase family protein
Exons: 1
Coding region: 1-1398 (465 amino acids)
Source: RefSeq, a predicted model, not a curated record